GACGCCAACAGCUGAUCCGAACCGUCCCGCGCGCGAGCCGAGAGUCUCGCGACUCGUCGCGGCGCAACCGACGCCGCAUUGCCGCCGCGACGCCCCAACCCCACGACGUCCGUGCGAGUGCGGUCCGCGAUCCGCUGAAGCUUCUACUCUCAUUGCCACGAGCUAUACCCACGAUAACCGACCACCGUGUCCCAUCGACUGAGGAAGGACUAUAGAUAGAAAAGAAGAGUUUUUUUCCUCUUCUUUCUUUGACCGUUCAAAUAUUUUUUUAUCAAGCAAUUCUCGUUCGUCGUCGUCGCAGACGCAGACGUCGCGACGUCGCUUCGCGCGUGGGGAGUUCUCCUUUUUUUAUCGGCGAAUAAAAAAUCCGAUUGACUGGAACGGUGUAAUUGAGGGGAAAAAAGCACACUUCAAAAAUUGGUGUUAUUUCGAACGUCGAGUCUUUCGUUCGAUCGAUCAGAAGUCGCGUGGUGCGGUAAGAGAGAUUUGAAAUAGAAAAAAAAAACGAAUAUAACGGACAACUUUUACAAGUGCGCGACGCCUGAUAAUGUCCAGUGCGCGAUGUAGUAAAAAUUGACACAAACUAGAGGGAAAAAUAUUCAACUAUUUAUCGGGAUAUUUAUUUAUUUAUUUAUUUAUUUACUUAUUUGUUCGUCAAUUUUGUUCAUCGAGUGUUUGUGCUGCGACGGUUACGACAUCGGUUAUCUACCAGCGCUAUAAGUCUUUAUCUGUGUAGAAAGUCGGGUAAUACCUGACUAUCGAGCGUGGAAAGUUGGAUUAUUAUAGUUCAACUUUUGCGGUGUUACGAGUGUCACACCGCGGAGACGCCCCCCGUCCCGCUGUUUUUUACUUUAUACUUUCAUCGAUAUUUUCAAUAGUUUAUCGCGAUUACAUACAUAUUUAUGUACGGUGUUACACUCGAUCCAAUUGCGCAUGAGAAAAUUCCUAUACUGUAUGUAGUACGCGCGAAAAAUUAACUGGGAUUGGCGAAAGUCAAUUGGAGGUUGGUCCUGCAGGCGCAUCAACGUCGUCGGUAUCCCGAUCCGAACCAGGAUUAGAAACACCAAUUAUGCUGCGAUCGCCCGCCCGGGGGGCCGUCGCCCUACUGGAGAACUCUUCCGCCUCGGCGCCGGCCACCCCCGUACACAACUCCUCGUCCUCGGCGAACAGCGCGACAAACGUCUCCUCCCGACUCUCCCUCCUUGACACCUGCCACAGGAAGAUACGACUCUUCGGGGAACUAGUUGCAAAAGCCCGACGAAAGGAGAAAGAUGCCGGAGCCACGGAAGACCCGAAAUUGUACCUGGAGGAAGCCGCUCUGGAACGACAGCUUCCAGAACUUGACCUUAGGAUGCUCGUUGACCUACCAGCGGGACUCGAUUACAACGAAUGGCUAGCCUCUCAUACUCUCGCACUCUUUGACCACAUUAAUCUUUUCUAUGGAACUAUAUCCGAGUUUUGUACCAUGACCGGAUGCCCCGACAUGACCGGCCCUGGUUUAAGGACGUAUUUAUGGUUUGACGAAAAAGGAAAAAAGACUAGAGUGGCUGCUCCACAAUAUAUAGACUACGUCAUGACAUUCACACAGCGUACCGUUAGCGACGAAACAAUAUUCCCCACAAAAUAUGCUAACGAGUUUCCAAGUUCAUUCGAAUCGAUAGUGCGUAAAAUUUUACGAUUGUUGUACCACGUUGUGGCACACAUAUAUCACUGCCACUUUCGGGAAGUCGCACCUUUGGGAUUGCACGCGCAUCUCAAUUGCGUAUUUGCCCACCUCACUCUUCUUAAUCAACGCUUCAACCUUAUCGACCCAAAGGAGACUGAGAUCCUCGGGGACUUGGAAGCUGCACUUUUAGGUGAUUCUACGCCUGCUCCUUCGCAACCCCCGGCCAUCCAGGAAACUCCAACUACGACUACCUAAAUAAUCCUGUUAAAUGAAGCUAGAGGUUGCAGUUCCUGAGAUCAGAUAACGCUAGACGUUAACUGUUGACUAUAGUAUGAGAGUUGAAGUUUCCAUAAGGGAUAGGAGCAAGCGAAUGAAGCGCAGUUCUGUAAAAACCAGUAGUACCUGUACAUAGCGAAGUGUGGACAACAACUACAUGAUGUAAUUAGGGUUCCUCUGUUUGUUGUUUGUGAGUAUUGUACAUAAUUUAUUAAAUGGUAAGAUAUAUGAAAGAAAAAAAAGAAGAUGAUUAUUGAUUAUUAUUGACAAAGCUAGUUGCUGUAAGAAAGAAUUUGUUCUGUAAAAAAUAAAAACAAUAAUAUUGUAAAGUUAAAAUAAAACCAAAUAUAUACCUGGUGUUAAAAUGUU
This is a messenger RNA of Athalia rosae (coleseed sawfly), 2311 nucleotides long. It is a transcript of the gene Mob2, whose product is annotated as MOB kinase activator-like 2. The transcript has 6 exons. The record is from RefSeq and is a predicted model, not a curated record. Gene Ontology annotation, cellular component: cytoplasm; nucleus. NCBI's taxonomy places the organism in Eukaryota, Metazoa, Arthropoda, Insecta, Hymenoptera, Athaliidae. Gene Ontology annotation, biological process: signal transduction; positive regulation of protein phosphorylation. Gene Ontology annotation, molecular function: protein kinase activator activity. The coding region runs from base 1070 to 1921 and encodes 283 amino acids.